Molecule: messenger RNA, 312 nt
Organism: Zalophus californianus (California sea lion)
Lineage: Eukaryota; Metazoa; Chordata; Mammalia; Carnivora; Otariidae
Product: histone H4
Biological process (GO): nucleosome assembly
Cellular component (GO): nucleosome
Molecular function (GO): DNA binding; structural constituent of chromatin; protein heterodimerization activity
Source: RefSeq, a predicted model, not a curated record
AUGUCUGGUCGCGGGAAAGGUGGCAAAGGGCUGGGAAAAGGAGGCGCCAAGCGCCACCGGAAGGUCCUCCGGGACAACAUCCAAGGCAUUACAAAGCCCGCCAUCCGCCGGCUCGCCCGCCGAGGUGGUGUCAAGCGCAUUUCUGGGCUCAUCAAUGAGGAGACCCGGGGAGUGCUGAAAGUCUUUCUGGAGAAUGUGAUCCGCGAUGCGGUGACGUACACGGAGCACGCCAAGCGCAAGACGGUCACCGCCAUGGACGUGGUGUACGCGCUGAAACGCCAGGGCCGCACCUUGUACGGCUUCGGCGGCUGA